Molecule: messenger RNA, 4164 nt
Organism: Populus euphratica (Euphrates poplar)
Lineage: Eukaryota; Viridiplantae; Streptophyta; Magnoliopsida; Malpighiales; Salicaceae
Exons: 21
Coding region: 327-3962 (1211 amino acids)
Source: RefSeq, a predicted model, not a curated record
CAAAUCCACCCCGGACAUCUAUCGCCAGGACCCUGACACACACCCCACGAUCCGAUGUACCGUGCCCCCGCUUUCUCACACCUACUAACCGACACUCUCUCGUAUGUGCCACCCCGCCACCCUCCCUUUCACUCUUCCUUCAGAUUCCAAAACUGUAAAACCAAAACUGAACCAUUAGACCCACACACGCACUCAGCAUUAAUCGACAAAAUUCCCCAGCUUCACCGAUUCGUUUCUUCAAAAAAUCGCUUCUUCUUCUGCAUGUGAAUGUGAUUCUUCGAUCUAAAAAUCUCUCAUUUUGGAGGUGACGCCAUCAUCAUCAAUUAAUGGAGGCGAUACUGGCAUGCGCGUUAGAGUACACGCUCAAGUACUGGCUCAAAUCUUUCUCUAGAGACCAGUUUAAGCUUCAAGGCCGGACAGUGCAACUUUCUAAUUUAGAAAUAAAUGGAGACGCUUUGCACGCGAGUAUGGGAUUGCCGCCGGCGCUGAAUGUGACAAAGGCGAAAGUAGGCAAAUUCGAGAUAAUUCUUCCGUAUGUAAGUUAUGUACAAGUAGAGCCGAUUGUUAUUCAAAUUGAUAAGCUCGAUUUGGUCUUAGAGGAGAAUAGUGAUUUAGAUGGGAGCAGCAGUCCCAACAGUUCGCAAUUGUCUGGUGGUUCCAGCAAGAGUAGCGGUUAUGGAUUUGCUGAUAAGAUUGCAGAUGGAAUGACCAUUCAGAUUACCACUGUUAAUCUUCUACUUGAAACACGUGGGGGUGUUCAACGUGGGGGAGGGGCUGCUUGGGCUUCACCACUGGCAUCAAUUACUAUACACAACCUUUUCUUAUAUACCACAAAUGAAAACUGGCAGGUAGUAAACCUUAAGGAAGCACGUGACUUCUCCACUAACAAAAAGUUCAUAUAUGCAUUCAAGAAACUUGAAUGGGAAUCUUUAUCUGUUGAUCUCCUGCCUCAUCCUGAUAUGUUCACCGAUGCCAGUUUAGCUCGUGCUGAGGAGGGAGCCUCCCAGAGAGAUGAUGAUGGUGCAAAGCGAGUUUUCUUUGGGGGAGAACGUUUUCUGGAAGGAAUAUCUGGAGAGGCUUAUAUCACAAUGCAGAGAACUGAACUAAACAGUCCACUAGGGCUUGAGGUUCAGUUACAUAUUCCAGAAGCCAUCUGCCCUGCAUUGAGUGAACCAGGACUACGUGCUCUACUUCGCUUCAUGACUGGGUUAUAUGUGUGUCUUAAUAGAGGAGAUGUUGGUCUACAGGCUCAGCAGCGAUCUACAGAAGCAGCAGGAUGUUCUCUAGUCUCAAUUGUUGUUGACCACAUAUUUCUCUGCAUCAAAGAUGCUGAGUUCCAGCUUGAACUUUUGAUGCAGUCUCUCCUUUUUUCCCGGGCCACAGUAUCUGAUGGAAAAAUUGCCAAUAAUCUGACAAAGGUUAUGCUUGGUGGAAUGUUCUUGAGGGACACCUUCUCACGCCCUCCUUGCACUUUACUGCAACCAUCCCUGCAAGCUAUCACAAAAAAUGUUGCACGGAUUCCUGAUUUUGCAAAGGAUUUUUGCCCUCCUAUAUAUCCUCUGGGAGACCACCAGUGGCAGAAAAGUGUUGGUAUUCCUUUGAUAUGCCUCCACUCUCUUCAGGCUAAGCCCUCGCCAGUUCCACCAUGUUUUGCUUCACAAACAGUUAUCACAUGUCAGCCUCUUACGAUUCACCUUCAAGAAGAAUCAUGUUUGAGGAUAUCUUCCUUCUUAGCUGAUGGCAUUGUUAUCAAUCCUGGGGAUGUGUUACCUGAUUUUUCAGUAAAUUCCUUGGUAAUUGUUCUCAAGGAAUUAGAUGUUAUUGUUCCGUUGGAUGUGAGUCAAUCAAACAACCCAACUGAAAAUGGAAACUCUACUUUUCACAAUGUGUUUGCUGGAGCAAGGCUUCGCAUUGAAAAUUUGUACUUCUCAGAGUCGCCAACACUAAAACUCAGGCUACUGAAGCUGGAGAAGGAUCCUGCUUGCUUUUAUCUCUGGGAGGGACAACCAAUUGAUGCUAGCCUGAAAAAAUGGACUACUGGAGCAUCGCACCUUACACUGUCUCUGGAAACAUCUACCAACUUAAAUGGGACACCGAGUUCCAAUGGGAUGAGCUCAGGCUCAUGGAGAUGCAUUGAACUACAAGAUGCUUCUGUGGAAGUUGCCAUGAUAUCGGCUGAUGGGAGUCCAUUGACAAAUGUUCCUCCCCCUGGUGGUAUUGUCAGAGUUGGAGUUGCAUGUCAACAAUAUCUUUCCAACACUUCUAUUGAGCAGCUAUUCUUUGUCCUUGAUCUUUAUGCAUAUUUUGGCAGGGUUUGUGAAAAGAUUGUCUCAGUUGGCAAGGAUAAGAGACCAAAGAUAACUAGGAAUGGAUCUUCUGGUGUUAGGAUAAUGGAUAAGGUUCCCUGUGACACUGCAGUAAGCUUAGCAGUGAAUGAACUUCGACUUCGAUUUUUAGAAUCUUCUGCCUCAGAGAUUGAGGGAAUGCCUUUGGUUCAAUUUACUGGGGAAGAUCUUUACAUAAAAGUUUCUCAUAGAACCCUUGGGGGUGCCAUUGUUAUUUCAUCCUCUGUGUACUGGCAGAGUGUUGAGGUGGACUGUGUAGAGACUGAGGGAAGCUUGGCACAUGAAAAUGGCAUGCUGACAAGUUCUGUUGAAAAUGGUUGUCUUGUAACUGCGAAUGGAUACCCUCAACUAAGAGCUGUGUUUUGGGUGCAUAAUGGACAGAAAUACCAAGCAAAUGGUAUUGCUUGUACAAUCCCAUUUCUAGACACAAGCAUGGUACACAUGAUUCCAUUAAGUGAACAGGAUCAAGAGUGCCACAGUUUAAGUGUUUCUGCCUGUAUAUCUGGUGUUCGCCUGGGUGGAGGAAUGAACUAUGCUGAAGCCUUACUCCAUCGGUUUGGAAUAUUGGGGCCCGAUGGUGGUCCAGGGGAGGGGCUUUCUAAAGGGCUAGAAAAUUUAUCAACUGGGCCACUUUCUAAACUUUUUAAAGGGUCCCCUCUUAUUGAUAAUCUAAAAGAAGAUGGAAGUUCAAUAGAUGGCAAAGAUGGAGUUUUACAACUCAGAUUGCCAGAUGAUGUGGAUGUGUGCAUAGAAUUAAAAGACUGGUUAUUUGCUCUUCAAGGUGCACAGGAGAUGGCAGGUGGGUGGUUCUUUUACAACAACAAAGAUGUGGGAAGAGAAGAGAGGUGUUGGCACGCAUCUUUCCAAAGUUUGAAGUUAAAAGCGAAAAGUAGUCCGAAGAUAGAGUUGAAUGGAAAAGAAAAACCAAAUGGAAAACUGAAAUAUCCUGUGGAAUUAGUUACAGUUGGUGUGGAAGGCUUGCAGACAUUGAAGCCACAGGGACAAAAGGGCAUUUCUAUGCCUGCAAAUGGGAUAAAGGAAGUUGUGGAGACAUCGGGAGGAAUCAAUCUUGAAGUUCAGAUGGUGGCAUCGGAGGAAAACAUUGAUGAUGAGAUGGCCAAUUGGGCCGUGGAAAACUUGAAAUUUUCUGUCAAGCAACCAAUUGAGGCUGUUGUGACCAAAGAUGAGUUCCAGCACCUUGCUUUGUUGUGCAAGUCAGAAGUUGAUGCGAUGGGUCGGAUAGCUGCUGGUUUCCUGAGGCUACUCAAGUUUGAACGGUCAAUUGGCCAGUCAGCCAUAGAUCAACUUAGCAACCUUGGAAGUGAGGGCUUCAACAAGAUUUUCACCCCAGACAGGCUCAGCAGGGGUGCUAGUCCUGCCAUCAUUGCUUUCUCUCCGUCAUCGUAUCUGAUUAAUGAAAGCCCACAAACAACCAUGGAAUCAACAGCAACUUCCCUCGAGGAAGCACUUUUGGAUUCACAGGCCAAAUUGGCUGCCCUUAUUACUGAUUUAUCCAGUUCAGAAUCGUCUAUACAGCAUCUUGCUGAUGUUAAACAACUAAGUCAGAAGCUUGAAAACAUGCAAAGUUUGGUGAUGCAAUUACGGACCAAAAUCUGAAUGAUCUCAAUUCCUUGCUGGAAUGUUUUGGGAUACAAAUGGAUGCAAUGGAUAUAGUACACCGAUUCUUUCUUGUAUAUAUAUUAUAGGCAUAGAUGCAUGAUGAGUAUUACAAUGAGGCAAAAUCGAGAUAUUUUCAAUUGUUGUAAAAAAUUUUGUAUCCUAGGUGACCAGUACCAUAUGAGUUAUAGUUCAAUUUUUC